AUGGCGGAUCUUUCCAUCCCAGCUUCUCAGCAAUCUGUCUCUUCCAUUUCAGUUAAUACUAAGCCUGAUCAACCCAAUAAGAUCAAGACUGUCAAAAUUAGUAACCUUCCCUCGGGGGCCUCUGCACGAGAUAUCAGAGAAUUUUUUUCCUCGUCUGGUGAGAUCGAAUAUAUUGAGAUGCACAGUUACUUUGAGCAGUCUCAGAUAGCAUAUGUUACCUUCAAAGAUUCUAAAGGGGCAGAUAAUGCAGCUCGGCAGACGGGCAACACAAUCCUUGGUUCAGCUGUCAUCAUAACUCUGGCUUCAGAUAAUCAGCUUCCUCGCUCCGCUUCAUCAUCUCCUCAAGCAAUUAAAGGUGGAGCUGAAUCUCCACUUCGAAAGGCAGAGGGUGCUGUCAGCAGCAUUCUUGCAAAGGGUUACGUAUUAAGUAAAGGUGCUCUUGACAGAGCAAAAACCUUUGAUGAGAGGCACCACCUGACUCGCUCAACGAGUGAAAAAAUUGCUUCAUUUGACAAAAAAAUUGGGCUCAGUGAGAAGGUGAUUUUUGGUGCUUCAGUUGUAAAUGGAAAAGUACAGGAAGUGGACCAAAAACUUCAGGUUUCAGAGAAAGUCAAGUCAGCAUAUGCAACUGCUGGACAAACAGUGACUAGUGCUAGAUCAGCUGUAAUGAAUAACGGGUAUGUAAAUUCAGGGGCGUCGAUGGUCACAGGAGCCUUUGAUAAAGUCGCAACUGCAGCUGAGGGAGUCGGUAAAAAUACCAAGGCAAAAUUAGGAAUGAAUGACAAGCAAGCCAGUACCAACAAUUCCGGGUCUCCUCAACCAUCUGAUGGAAGGGAGCAACUCACGUCAGCGCCUUCAAUGAACAAGCAUUUCAGUAUUGGUGGUAACUGUAAUAUUGAAGGUUCCUUUCUGAUAGAAAUUGUUAUGAUUGAUCCUAACUCGCACACUUAUUCUUGUUUUGCAGAAAACCAGUUAAAAUCAAAUUGCUACCGUGGUACUGUUAAUAACGUUGUGCUUAACAGAACGGAAAGGGCUUCAUGGUACUAG
Messenger RNA from Daucus carota subsp. sativus, 1047 nucleotides. Its product is annotated as binding partner of ACD11 1. Bases 1 to 1047 code for a protein of 348 amino acids. The transcript has 6 exons. The record is from RefSeq and is a predicted model, not a curated record. Gene Ontology annotation, molecular function: RNA binding. Lineage: Eukaryota; Viridiplantae; Streptophyta; Magnoliopsida; Apiales; Apiaceae.